Messenger RNA from Oldenlandia corymbosa var. corymbosa, 3037 nucleotides. NCBI's taxonomy places the organism in Eukaryota, Viridiplantae, Streptophyta, Magnoliopsida, Gentianales, Rubiaceae. The record is from the annotation of a GenBank genome assembly.
CCAGAUCACUCUUCGAAAAACAGGAAAAGAAAAGGGGGAAAAAGAAAGAAAAAAGCAGAAAAUUCCACACACACACACACACACACACAGUGCUUUGACAAGUAUACACGCCAUCCCACCUCUUUUAUGUACUUUCCAAGAACUUUCUCUCCCACUCUCAACCACACCGCUUUUAUAUUACAUCCCACCUCUCCCAUUUUCUUCUUCCCUUUCAUAACUUAACUCUUUUUCAGAUCGAACCCUUCACAACCGUCCGGUUACUGUAAAAAUUCUAUCUUUUUUUUUUUUGGCUGUUUUUGAUCAAACCCUUCAUAACCCUCCAGUUCAAAUACAGUAUAAAUCCCAUAUUUUUGCGGGUUAUAUAGGUUAUACUGGGUUAAACCCUAUAAAUAUUGUAGAAAAAUCGCAUCUUUUGUUCUGUGUUUAGGUCAAUAUGGAGAACAAUCAGUCAUCCUUCUGGCAAUUCAGUGACCAGCUUCGUUUGCAGAGUAACAACUUGGCUAAUCUCUCUCUGAACGAUUCGAUUUGGAGCAAUUCUUAUGUGGCUUCCAAAAGGGCUGGGGAAAGGAGGAAUUUUGAUAUCACAGUCGGCGGUGAAGUCAAUUCAGCUAAUCAAGGUAGCAACUUGAAGUCUGAUUUUAAUCUUAAUGGGUACAACAACGAUGGAUGGAAUAAACUUAGCUACAGGACUAACGUCAACGAUUACGAUACUGGGCUUGGAUCUUUUGGGGUUGUUUCUCCUGCUGCUAAGAAUGCUGUGAUGGAUAAUAAUACUGUCGGCGGUGUUAAUUUAAACGGUGGAUUCAACAAAGGAAUCUAUUCUUCCAGCCCUUCUAUGAAUUUCAAUUAUAGUAAGGGAUAUAAUAAUAAUAAUGUUGGGCUUAAUGGGAAAGGAGGGCUGUAUUUUGGGAAGGGUGGUAAAGGGAUUGUCGACUUCAAUAAUUCUGAUGAGCUUGGGAUGGUGCAUGUUGGAAAGAGUGGGAAGAAGAACAACAAGAAUCAGAAGGAGAAUACUAAGGAGAGUAAUAACAACAAUAAUGAAGGAAAAAACUCUCUGGAUAAGAGGUUCAAGACUUUGCCACCAUCUGAGGCGUUGCCCAGAAAUGAAACUAUUGGUGGAUAUAUUUUCGUCUGCAAUAAUGAUACUAUGCAAGAGAAUCUCAAAAGACAACUCUUUGGCUUGCCUCCCCGAUACCGAGAUUCAGUCCGGGCAAUCACUCCAGGAUUACCUCUGUUCCUCUACAACUAUUCCACCCACCAACUCCAUGGAGUUUUCGAGGCCGCAAGCUUUGGUGGAACUAAUAUUGACCCUUCAGCCUGGGAGGACAAAAAGAACCCUGGUGAAUCCCGAUUUCCUGCCCAGGUAUGUAUUAAUGCAGUCUCGUGUCCCACUAUUUUCAUUACAUCAUGGAUUAGCUUCCACUUAAUCUCUUAUAGUAGUGAGAUAGCAUAGGAAGGUACCGUUUUGCUUCUCAAAAGUCUCACAUAUGGGUUUGCUUCUCAAAAGUACCAUUAUGACAUGAGGAACUCGAAAUGUUUGCUUAAUCUAUUUUUUCUGAUUUGUGUUUAGGUUCGUGUGCUGACUCGGAAAAUCUGUGAGCCACUGGAGGAAGAUUCUUUUAGGCCAAUUCUCCACCAUUAUGACGGUCCAAAAUUCCGCCUCGAAUUAAAUGUUCCUGAGGUACUAUUCAUGAAAUUAUUGGCAAAACUUCCUUGUUCUGAAUGAUUCAAUAACUUGUCAACCUGGAUUAAAUUGUUUGUUCUUAUCUGUUGCAGGCCCUCUCUCUCCUGGACAUUUUUGACUCAAGUGAUGCCUAAAGUCUAACCCUGGAAAACAAACAGCCUCAUCAUCAAAUGAGAUCCUUCCUCUACCUUUAAAGUGAAGAAGAAAGAGUAGUAAAGAUCAAGGAGAGUAAUGUUAGUAAGUAUAGUUGUGCCCUACAUUAUGAAGGUGAAGCCUGGUCAAAGAAGAGAUUUGUGUAUAGAUAUAUAUACCUAUGUACUAAAGAAAGAAAAGCCUUUUGUCCUUUUGUUUUCUGUUCUCUCUGGUAUUGGUGAGAGUUUUUUCAAGAUGGUAAAAUGUCCUUUUUGUAACGUGGUAUGUUGCAGAUGUGUAAUCAAGAUUAGAUAAAGAGUAAAUAAAAUAAGAAAGCAAGAAAGAAAAGAUUAUAUUUAUAGUGCAUUUGGUGUGUUCGGUAAUAGUGGUUGAGAAUGCAAUUUAGGUCAGAUUCAGAAGCAAUCCAACUAUCCAAGUAUGGAUACUUGGACUUGAACUUGUGACUGUAGUGCUACCAACUAUAAUUUCUAUUGUACUGUUUCCUCGAGGCUAUAUGGACAAAAUUAUACAGCUGCAUUCAUAUCCAACCAGCUGAAGAAGACGUGCCAUUUGCUUGGACAUUUUACCGUUAUUAUGCUCUAUCACGAAAAAUAUGUUAAGUGUGUAUGCGUUUCAUGAUCAUUGUUAAUAUCCUCACAAGUCUCUUAUACAGGUCGUUAAGAGCUUAUGUAAAUUGCAAAUCUUACUAUACCCAAUUUACUUCACCAAACGAAGCCUUAUUAUAAUUCAUACUUCUUCAGUAAUUAUUGAGACCUUAAUAAGUACUACUAUUUAUAACAUUACUCAUACGCUACUGGGAAAAUUAGAUAUUUAUAAAUCGAAAAUGAUUUUAGUAAAUAAUUCGAUUUUUCUUCCACCCCACCAUUGGGGAUUAGCGACUGUGACAAGAUUAGUGAGAAUUUUGAUGGAUGAUGGUAAUUGGUGGUGGUGUUACUUGGCAAAGUUUGGGAUGGGAUGACCAAAUCAACGCCUAAAAAGUCCAGUUUCAUUGAUUCAACUUAAUAUUAUUUUGGUUGCGAACCAACAAAAAAGGGCAGCUGUUUCUUUACGUAACAAUAAUGGUUUGUUCCAACCUCCAAUUUGUCGAAUUGGCAUUUUUAGUGGCUUUCACACAGGGAUUGACAAUUUGACAUGCCUAUCUAAUGACUUUGAUCCACUCCCUCACUAAUCAGUCUUUUUUUUUUUUUUCUUUUUGGUGGA